UCUCUCCUCUCUGAUGACGACAAUGUCGAAAGAUGCAGCAAGAUCGUGUUUUUACUUCCGCGCUCUGAGAUCGGGGGAUUAUGCCUACGACUGGUACAAGAUCGACGACACCAUAGAGUCGGGCACUCAUCUCUCUCCGGCACUCCCCAGGCUUCCCAUCAGCUCCGAGCUCUCAAGUUGCGUCUCACUUGGUCCGACCAUCUACGUCUUCGGCGGCGCAAAGCUCAGCGUAGACGGCAUGUACGUGAAGGGACAUCUGGACGAACUCCAUUGGAUCGACACUCUCCAUCCCGAUGAAAGCGGUUGGGUCAAAGCCCCUCCGACGACGAGGCCUAGGGUCCUCACUUACCAGGCCAACAUCAACGGCAAGAUCUACGUCAUGGGACGCGGAGUCACGGAUGUCUUGGAGAAUCCCGAGCUGAAUUGCUGGCGCAGCUUGAAGCCGCCUCUGGUGGAAACCACUCCGUCAGGGCACGCUGUUUUGGACGGCGGCAAGGGGUUUCUGAUGGGAAAGAAGUCAAAGAAGACAAAUUUCAAACCCCUUGAUCUUGGGAACCGUGAAGCUCAAAAUCGAGGUCUGCAGAGGAGGCAGGUUCCUCUGAUUGAUGAUGUUCCAGAAGAGGACGAUUUUCCACCGUUGGAGGGCGGGAGUGCAUCCAGUAGUAGCUCAAUGCACCAACAAGACUCAACUUUUGAAGAACCCGAACCAGGAACAACACUGUAUGAAGAACCAAAAUUGGAAGGGACAAGCAUUCAAUACUAUAAACUAGGCAAAUUGAAGGAUGGAGUUGAAGUGGGGAUUACUUCCCUAUCCCGGAGCAUCGAGGAGUCAAAUGCGACGAAAAUUAAUAUCGUUUCUUUCAGUAACAUUGAAGACAUGGCUACACAGUUUUGGACAUUAAGGUAUUGUGCUGGGGAGUUUGUUCUGAAGACCCACUUUGUUGAUGAAGUAGCUUCAACCAUGAUAGUCGAGUCAUUUGAUGAUGACAUCAAUAUGUGGCUUAACAAAACGUACAAGUCAUAUAGAAGGGAAAAGAAAUGGAGUGGUGACCAGGUAAGUCUUUCAUGGUGGACUCACCUGGUAAAAAAUGGAUUUCAUUCUAUAUUCAGGGACAUUCUCUUUGGCUUACGCGAGAUCUACAAGCAUGGCUACUAUCAUGGAAGGUUGCUUGAAGGAGUCGCCAUAAAAGACAACAGAGCAAAGCUGUGGAACUUCCGGUGUGCCAAGCCAGGCAAAGAUGUUGACCGUAAUGAAGUGAUGAAUGACUUGAGUGCUCUGAGGAGAAUGAUACUCCAAGUACUUAUGCGGACUUCGAAUUUCGAUCUUGAGUUGGAGCAACAGAAAGAAGACGUGAUCGCAGGACAUCUUGGUCGACUACAUAUACCUGAAGACAUUGGGAACUUUCUAAAAGUUCUCAACGAUGAGACAUUGCUUGAAAAUGUUGAUCUAUCUUGGUUGGUCAAUGACCCCGCAUUUUGGGACGAAAAGAAGAGGCGGUUAUGGAUUGCUGAUCUUUGGGAAUGUAUAAAUUCAUCUGAGAAAGGGACAAGCAGUUUGUUUGAUACAUAUCUCCCUAUUAAGCAUGAGAAAUGGAGAGAUACGGUAGUAGAAGGAAGCUGCUGGCACGAUGUUGUAAAGAGAAUCGAAGCAGACAAGAACAGAUAUUGGGAACAAAAUGGGGGUUCAGAGGUGGAUAUUGAUUUCCAUGAACUUACAAGGUUUUACAGACACUCCAUUGAGCACUACGAUAGGGUAAGGGUCACAAUUGAAUUUCAACUCUUUUUUGUUUUUCCUUCAAGUUUGAUCUAGAAUUUUAACUCUUUUUGUGGUUUUCCUUAAACAUUAGAAGCAAAUUCGUACUAGGGAAGAGAUUGAUCAAGCAAUCAACGAGACUUUCUCCUAUCCUUGCUCGGGUCUCCGGUUGGCUUGCACCAAUUCUUUGUUCCUUGCGGUUC
Messenger RNA from Rhododendron vialii, 1956 nucleotides. RefSeq lists its product as uncharacterized. The record is from RefSeq and is a predicted model, not a curated record. Lineage: Eukaryota; Viridiplantae; Streptophyta; Magnoliopsida; Ericales; Ericaceae. Gene Ontology annotation, molecular function: protein binding. The coding region runs from base 14 to 1810 and encodes 598 amino acids. The transcript has 8 exons.